UUACAUAACCAAAUUUUAAAAUUCCCGGCAAAAGGAGAAAGCCAAAAAAAAAAAAAAAAAAAAACUAACUAUGGAAGAGUUCUUUCACAUUUCUUGGUUUGAUGAUGAUGAAGCUAAUUCUGUGGUGAACCAAAGUGCUUUUGUGAGUUUUAGAGAACAACCAAAUGAAGGAUUUGGGGUUUCUGGCUAUGGAAGAAAUGUAUCGGCGAAUCAUCAGAACAUGAACAAGAGGAUGAUGGAGUUCUUGAAGAAGAAUUGGAGUCCCAAAAAUGGAGAAAUGAAAAUGGAAAGAGAGAAAGGUCAUAAACACAUGAUUAAAGAGAGGAUUAGAAGGGAAAAACAGAAGCAGAGUUAUUUGGCCUUGCAUAAAUUGCUUCCUAUGGGAACUAAGGGUGAGAAGAAUGCAAUAAUCCAAACAGCAACACAGAGAGUUCAAGAGCUGCAAAAAUACAAAGAAAAUUUAAAGAAGAGAAAUGAUGAACUUCAAAUGAUUUUAGCAGAAAGUGAAAAGGAGGAAUUUGAGAAGGCUAAUAUCAAAGCAAAAGUCAGUAAUCCAAUUUCUGGUGUUGAUUCAAUGCUAGAAGUUCUCAAGUGCUUGAAGAACUGUGGAACAAAAGCAAAUGGCAUACAAUCAAGUUUUUCUCAGCAAGAAUUCUCCACUAUGAUUGAAAUAGAAACUAAGAGUGGAGCAGCAGAACUGGAAAAAGUAGUGCAAAAUACUCUAUUUGAAGCUGAAAGGAACUUUCGUGCCCAUUGGCAGCCAAUGACCAUGUAAUUUUAAGCCAUAGAAUGAUGCCACGUGUGUUCUCAAAGCAAUCUUGGCGUCUGAUUUUUGACCAGUUGAUAUUACUAUUACUACUAUAUAUAAGCAUGGAUAUGAAAUUUUUGUCGUCCUAACAUUUCACAAUUCUUGGUGAUUAAGCUGCCACGUGGCUGUUGCUUGCUUUUCCCCUGCAAAUUUUUUACUUUUGCUACCGGUCCCUUUCUUAAGACAUUUUCACAUGUGGCUUUGUAAUGGGUCAAUAUUGGAGUAAUACCUGUUUGUGAUUUUUUUUAGCUCAGAUAUUUUUUACUCUUUCAUCUCAAAAUAUAUGUCACAUUUCACUUAUUGAUGGUCAAAUUACAUAAAUGUUAACCAAUAUAUUUUUUUUUAAAUCACUAUAUUGAUAUUAUUUCCUUGUAAUUCUCGAAUAUCUAAAUUUUAAUUUUAAAAAAUUAAAUUUAUCUAAUUCAAUUUAGUUCUAAAAAUUAGUCAAAUUACCUUUCAAAAAACGAAAUGUGACAAAUAUUUUGAGGCGAGAGGAGUUUAUUAUUUAUCCUAUACGUUCUGGUUAAGUUUAAGCAACUUUGGAGUCGAUUUUUUUUUUUUUAACAACUGGAGUAUUUAUUAGGUCUUACUAUAUCUUUUAUCCUUAAACUUUCUAUAUUUUGUGUCUUUAGUGAGCUCAUACGUGCUUAUAAAAGUCCUAAAAAUAUUUUUAAGUAUAAUUUUAAAAUAUUUUACUUUAUUAAUUUACUUUAAUUAUUAUUUAUUAAUAUUCUUGUAAGACCAUUAGGUUAAUUGUGUAAAAACUCGAAACUAAAGUAAUAAAUAUUGUAGUAUAAAUUCGGAGUUAUUGAAAGAAUUUAUUGUGUUAGAUGAUUCUAGAGGAAGGAUGAGUACUUGCUAAUACAUGUGAGAAUAAAAUACAUCAUUAAAAUCUUAAAUGAGUUUAAGAUAAGCACAAAAUGAGUUUGACGCAGGGCGGAGUUAGAGUGCUCGAGUUUGAUCAGAUCUGGCAACUUUGAUUUAAACUCUAUGUUUGUCUUACAAAUUCAUUGAUGAUGUAUUGAUUGUUAAUAUAGAACCGAAUAACUUGAAAAUAUUAGAAUUCCGAACACAUAAACUUCAAAGCCUGACUCCUAAUCGGAUUGAUUGAAGUAAAUAGUUUCAACAAUAAAAGUUAAAAUGUUAAAAGGAUUGAAAUGAAAAUUUUGCUUUUAUCUAUUGCAAAUUUACUUUUUUGAAAUUUUAUUAUUAUACCGUAAAAAGUGUAACACAAAUUAUAUUUCUUUAAUUAAAAUGUCUACUUUUACAUCAUGAGUUUAGGCCCGGACUUAGUACGGACCUGAUGAAACUAGUAUAUAUAUAUAAUUAUUAUAUGAAGUUAUGUGCUUAUUGAUACGGAAAAGCAGCUUCAUCUCUUCUUCUUUGCUCGGUUACAGGCCUGAU
Lycium barbarum (goji berry) is the source of this 2212-nucleotide messenger RNA. RefSeq names its product transcription factor bHLH92. Gene Ontology annotation, molecular function: protein dimerization activity. The record is from RefSeq and is a predicted model, not a curated record. NCBI's taxonomy places the organism in Eukaryota, Viridiplantae, Streptophyta, Magnoliopsida, Solanales, Solanaceae. The transcript is spliced from 3 exons. Bases 71 to 775 code for a protein of 234 amino acids.